Acyrthosiphon pisum (pea aphid) is the source of this 1170-nucleotide messenger RNA. RefSeq lists its product as uncharacterized. The record is from RefSeq and is a predicted model, not a curated record. NCBI's taxonomy places the organism in Eukaryota, Metazoa, Arthropoda, Insecta, Hemiptera, Aphididae. Bases 424 to 963 code for a protein of 179 amino acids. The transcript has 3 exons.
ACACUGUAAUAAUUGCUAUUGUUGAACAUUUGAACUAAAUCAUAUAGGUAGGUAUAGACAAUAUUUUACAAAAUUAUACCUAUUUGUUAUCAUUAAUGAAUUAAAAAUGUAUCAAUGCCCAUACUGGCCAUAGCUCAUUAAAUAUUAUAUUUGAACCACAAUGUAAUUCAACCAUUCAACCAGAUUACACUCAAACGUGCGUUUUGAAAAACCCAAUUUUAAGACAACGAAUCAUCGCAACACAUCAUGUAAAUAUACCGUUAUCGUGGAUACGUAUUAGCUGUAAUUUUGUUGAAUUGGCACUGUUACCUGUAGUAAGUAUUUAAUUAAUCGAACGAUUUUAUUUUCAACAUACGAUAUAAGCAGUCAUACAAUAGGUAUCAAUUAUAUCAAUUAUCAAUUUACAAUAAUAUAUUAUACGCAAUGGAACACACGAGGGAAUUGCAGGGAUUUCUGAAUCUGACAGUACUCGAACACUUCUCGGACAUAGACCUUGUGCACGUGCACUAUAAACAACAAAUAAACUUAGACGGCCUUCCUCAUAUAAGAGCAUUGGGCAAACUCUUAUUUGCUCGCUCGGAAAUACUGAAAAACCGAACACAUCACCUGUACUACGUGUUACCGCAGUUUGGUAUGAUAUUGCCACUUGACGACAACAUCUCGUAUGAUGUGUUCUUUGACUGGUUAAUUUACAAAAGCGUGAAUAAUGUGUAUGCAGUCAUUGAGAACCUCACAACAACUGAUUUCAAAAAAGUAGUGACGUUGUACAUGAAUCAAACGCCUCCAUUAGAUAUCGGUAAAGUAAAUCGUAUUUUCAUUAAAUCGCUCGCCAAACCAUUUAGUCACCGACCUAUGGAACCGGAACUAACUUCACCGGAUGCACCGUCUUCUAGAAAACGAUCUGGUUCUUUCACAACGAAUUCACUUGUAUCAAACCUGAGUGACAAUUUACAUCAAAUCUGAGUAUAAUGUUGAUGAAAACAAUCAAAUCGACAAUAAAAUAUGUAACUGUAUAUGAUAUAUUACGUGCGUAUCUAUUAUUACAUAUACAAGCAGAUUAUACACGGUGUUACCCAUGAAAAAUGGGAUUUACACAGUUGAAUGUAAACUGGACAGAUUUUUAACACAGUUAUUUAGGGUUGUUUUGAUGAAAUACAAAAUACGGGUCUA